Mus pahari (shrew mouse) is the source of this 2647-nucleotide messenger RNA. RefSeq names its product ATM interactor (gene Atmin). Gene Ontology annotation, biological process: regulation of transcription by RNA polymerase II. The record is from RefSeq and is a predicted model, not a curated record. Lineage: Eukaryota; Metazoa; Chordata; Mammalia; Rodentia; Muridae. The transcript has 4 exons. Gene Ontology annotation, cellular component: nucleus. Gene Ontology annotation, molecular function: transcription cis-regulatory region binding; DNA-binding transcription factor activity, RNA polymerase II-specific. The coding region runs from base 15 to 2462 and encodes 815 amino acids.
GCCGUGCGGGAGCCAUGGCGGCCACGGAGGCGGCGGCGGCCGAGUCUGAGGGUCCGGCCCCGGGUGUCCCGGCCACGCCGGCGAGCACGCGGGGAGCCGCCGCCGCCUCUAGCCCGUGGAGGCCGCCCGAGUCGCGCAGCCGACCGAGACCGGCCAGGGCUCGGGCCGCGGCCCCGGUGCCACCGGCCCGGGAGCUGAUCCAGCCGUCGGUGAGCGAGCUGUCCCGGGCUGUGCGCACCAAUAUCCUGUGCACCGUGCGCGGCUGCGGCAAGAUCCUGCCCAACAGUCCCGCUCUCAACAUGCACCUCGUCAAGAGCCACCGGCUGCAGGAUGGCAUAGUAAAUCCAACAAUAAGAAAAGAUUUGAAAACUGUACCAAAAUUCUACUGUUGUCCAAUCAAAGGAUGUCCUCGCGGCCCCGACCGACCAUUUUCUCAGUUUUCUCUGGUUAAACAGCACUUUAUGAAAAUGCAUGCAGAGAAGAAGCACAAAUGCAGUAAGUGCAGUAAUUCCUACGGCACCGAGUGGGACCUGAAAAGACAUGAAGAGGAUUGCGGCAAGACCUUCCAGUGUACGUGCGGCUGUCCCUACGCCAGCAGAACUGCGCUGCAGUCUCACAUCUACCGAACUGGCCACGAGAUCCCUGCAGAGCACAGAGACCCACCUAGUAAAAAAAGGAAAAUGGAAAGCUACCUGCAAAACCAAAAGUUGUCCAGUAAAACCACUGAACCACUGAGCGACCAACCAGCCCCUCGCCAAGAUGCUCCUGAACCAGAUGCCUCGGAAGUAAAGCUAGCAGCAUCACUUGAAGACUCUUGUAGCUCCCACACCAAAAAGCAGAGCAUCUCGACGCCUCCCAGGUGUCCCCAGAAGUUGCUGUUACCAAAGCCUAAGGUGGCUCUGGUUAAACUUCCGGUCGUGCAGUUUUCCCCUAUGCCUGUCUUUGUGCCUACAGCAGACUCCUCGGCCCAGCCCGUGGUGUUAGGCAUGGAUCACAGUUCUGUGGCUGGUGCUGUGCACUUAGUACCCUUGUCGGUAGGAACCUUGAUCUUCAGCCUGGAUUCAGAGGCCUGCUCUCUGAAGGAGAGCCUACCUCUCUCAAAGAUUACCAGUCCUGUUGUUGAGCCAACGAACACAGGUGUUCAAGUGAGCGUGGGUAAAAGUCUGUGUAGUCCUUUACAAGAGGUAGGGAGUGCGUGUCAGAAGACCAGCAUUUCCUCAAGCAACGUGCAGACGGAUCUGACCUAUGCCUCAGCCAACUUGAUACCCUCUGCUCAGUGGCUCGGCCCUGAUUCCUCUGUGUCAUCGUGUUCUCAGACUGACCUGUCGUUUGAUUCUCAAGUGUCCCUUCCUGUUAGUGUCCACACCCAGACGUUGGUGCCCAGCUCUAAGGUCACUUCAUCCAUAGCUGCUCAGACAGAUGCAUUUAUAGACGCCUGUUUCCAGCCUGGUGGGGUCUCCAGGGAAACCCAGACCAGCAGGAUGCAGAACUGCACAAACGACUCAGUGCCAGUGGGCCACACUGGCCUGUGUGGGGACAUUUUUGAAAGCGUCCAUGCGUCAUACAGUGUGCCCACUGACACCAUCAUGAGUAGCAGCUUAGUUGCAGAGACAGUAACUCAUGGUCUGCUACCUCAGAAUGACCCUAAGAUCUUAAGGCAAGUCAUGGAAAAGUCUGCACCCGUGUUAAACUUCAGUGCCCAGAACAACGUGCUUCCUGCACAAACCAUGACAGAUAAUCAGACCCAAACCAUAGAUCUACUGAGUGACUUGGAAAACAUCUUGUCAAGUAACCUGCCAGGUCAAACACUGGAUAACCAGAGUCUCUUGUCCCACACAAAUCCUGGGCCUGAUGCCCAGCUCCCAGCCGGCUCAGCGCAGAAUUCUGGGAUUGAUUUUGAUAUUGAAGAGUUCCUCUCAGCCUCCAAUAUCCAGACUCAGACUGAGGAGAGUGAGCUUGGCUCCAUGAGCACUGAGCCGGUCCUGGAGUCCCUGGACAUCGAGACACAGACUGACGUCUUCCUCUCAGAUCCCUCCGCACAGCCCUAUGGGUUUAGGGCAGGGUCAGGCUUCUUGGGCCUUGAGAUGUUUGAUACACAGACACAAACAGACUUAAACUUCUUCUUAGACAGUAGUCCUCCCCUGCCCCUGGGCAGCAUCCUGAAACACUCCAGCUUCUCCAUGAGUGCCGACUCCUCCGACACAGAGACCCAAACCGAAGGAGCCUCCACAGCUCCGCACGCACCUGCUCUGGAGAGCAAGGUCCAGUUGAGCAGCACAGAAACACAGACCAUGAGUUCUGGCUUUGAGCCCUUGGGGAACUUGUUCCUCACCAGCAACGAAACUCAGACAGCAAUGGAUGACUUCCUUCUAGCCGAUCUGGCCUGGAAUACGAUGGAGUCCCAGUUUAGCUCUGUGGAAACCCAGACGUGCGCAGAGCUGCACGCUGUCUCCAGCUUCUGAAGGUGCAGCCAGGCAUCCCUGCUCCUUGUGGGUUUAGAACAUGGGCUCAAGGACAUCGGCACCAACUAGGGAUGUAGUCAGUGGGGCAGCUGUUUAGAUUCUCUUCAGUUCUUGGUGUUUUGUACUCGUGACCACAAGAUUGGUGUGCAAAUGUGAGUGUAUUAUAAAGUGUAAAGUGUUGAUCU